CAAAAUCAGAGUAAUUUUUUUUUGAAAAAGCUUUUGCUGAACGUGAACAAAGGUUCACAUCAAAUUUACGCAAGGUGCAAAGCUGGAGGUUGGCAACGAAGCGAGAGGCCAACAUCUCUGGCUGGGAUGUACAAUCUGACUCAAGACCGCAAGGUAUUGAUGACAUGGUUGGAGAGGUCAAGAAAAAAAAUGCGUGAAUUAAUUUAUGCCGACUUUGACCUCGUGGGAACACAAUCUAGAGUGAAAGAAGUAGAAAAGCUUCUAGACUUGGGUACAAAUGACGCAGUUCGAAUUGUGGGCAUUUGUGGUAUGGGUGGAAUAGGAAAGACAACUCUUGCCAAAGUUCUUUAUGAUAAGAUCUCUCAACUUAUUGAUGCUACUCGUUUCUUAGUUAAUAGAGAUAAAUUUGAUAUAAGCUUGAGUCUAGUACAUGGCAAGAACAUUCUUCUAGUUCUUGAUGAUGAUCUUGCUAUUUAUGAAGUUCUAAUACCACUAAUUCAAGCUAUAAAAACUAGCUUGUUAGGUGAAGGGAGUAGGAUCAUUAUAAAUAAGAGAUGAAAGAGUCUUUCAUGUGUUUGAGAGGCACAGUAUUAUAGGGUUAAAUUAUUGACUCAAGAUGAAGCUCUUCAGUUACUUUGUAGAAAAGCUUUCGAAGUUAUUUUCACCUGAUAGGUCACGAAGAGCAAUAAAUUAUGUACUCAAAUAUGCUAAUAGCCUUCCAUUAACAAUUGUAGAAUUGGGCUCAACUUGUAUAAUAGGAAACCUUCAGAAUGGGCCAUGAUUGACCUUGAAAAGGUUGCUAACAAUGUUAUAAUGAAAAUCCUGAAAAGAAGCUUUGAUGAACUAUACUACAUAUGAAGGAAGCAUUUUUAGACAUAGCAUGCUUCGUCAUAGGGAAGGAGAUUAAAUUUAUAGAAGGAAUUUUGCGUUCUUUUGAUUUUCUUGGGUUCAGCUUUCAGUUUGAAAAAUCACUCAUCACCAUUAUAGAUCAAAAAAUACAAAUGAUGCAUAGUUUGCUUCAACAAAUGGGGAGAGAAAUUGUUCAGCAUAAAUUCCCUUCUGAGCCAGAAGAGUGAAGUAAAUUAUGGAACUUCGAUGAUAUUUAUUGUGUUAUGCACGGUAACAAGGCUACUUUUAAAGUUGAAGCUAUAGUCUUGGAUCUAGAAGAUUCACAAAGGAGUCAGCUAGGGAUCAAAAAUUUAUCACGAACCAGCAGAUUUAGACUGCUCAUAUUUCGUAACGUGAAAUUUUCUGGAGUUCUAAAGCAUCUUUCAUAUAGGCUCCGAUAUACUUCAUGGCACCAAUAUCCUUUCACUUCUUUGCCAACAUAUAUUUUUUAUCCAUAUUCUCUUAGGGAAUUCAUUUUGCCUGAUAGCAGCAUCACAAGCAUAUGGGAUGAAGAAAAGGUAUCUCCCCACUCACAGUUACCAACACACACUGAUGUCCGCCAUUGGAGACGAGAAAAGAUUUUCUAUUGCUCGAGAAACAUGAAUCUUUGUGGCUCCAAAGAUUUAACCAAGAUGCCGAAUUUUAAAGAAUUUCCUGAACUUGAGAGGCUAGACCUUGAAGGACAAUGCACGAAAUUGUGAAAGCUUGAUCCAUCUGUUGCUCAUUUUUCAGAGCUCAGAUUCUUAAAUUUGAGAAAUUAUACUAAUCUUGGUAGUAUUCCAAAUAAGUUAUUUUCACUACCUUCGUUAGAAAUUCUAAAUUUGACUUGUUGCUCCAAGUUUGUUAGUUGUCUUGACUUUUUUCUCUUGAGGAGGUUGGUGAAAGAGAAAUUAUUCAGCAAUCAUUUCUUCAGAAAAGACAAAAGCUAUGUAGAAACAAAUCUAAGUGCACUAUGGUACUCAAAAAAUGAUUGUAUAAGUAAUUAAUCGAGCUUGUUUACCAAAGA
This is a messenger RNA of Prosopis cineraria, 1894 nucleotides long. RefSeq names its product probable WRKY transcription factor 19. Lineage: Eukaryota; Viridiplantae; Streptophyta; Magnoliopsida; Fabales; Fabaceae. The record is from RefSeq and is a predicted model, not a curated record. The coding region runs from base 1113 to 1589 and encodes 158 amino acids. The transcript is spliced from 5 exons. Gene Ontology annotation, biological process: defense response.